GAUACAGCUAACACUAACAGCAACGAUUAUAAAUCUAAUAUAUUCUAGGUAUAUGGGCACCAGUCCAAGUAAGUGUUCGCCUCACGGGAUAGAAUGGCAGGGAAACAUCACAUACUACCAAUACGGCCCUAUUCAGCCUGACCGCGAACAACUGAUGACGCAAAUCCGCAAAGCCAAGUAUAACGAUGUUGGUGGCACUGCUGAUAGUGGUGCCUGUCACCGCCCUGUUUCUAGCCUGGUUCUAUCUUUUUAGAAACAACACUGACAUUCCUGUCUCUCCCGGUUCUAAACCAAUUGUUGGACACAUGCACCACUUCAUGGACCUUACCAAGGACACUCUUUAUCUAUUUGAACAGCGAUAUUUCGAGAUGACAGACCCAAAGAAAACAGGAUCGGUGUCUCACAUAAAGUUCUUUUUUCAAUCGAAUUUCUCCCUGAACACUGUAACUGCAGCUGAACCCCUCCUCAAAUCGAACGUUAACAUCAACAAAUCCUUCCAAUACGAUGCAAUUUCUGGGUGGCUGAAGAACAGUGUCCUCGUACUCCCCGGACAAGAAUGGCAAAAACGACGUAAGAUGCUUACUCCUGCUUUCCAUUUCAACGUCCUGGAAGACUUCUCCGAAACGAUGAAAAAGCACGCCAGUUUGUUUGUUUCGUUGCUGAAAGCGGACCCAACCAAGCUUAUAGUGGAAGUUAUAGAGGAAGCCACAUUUUAUAGCUUGUGCGAAACUUCUUUUGGUAUUGAGUUCGAAAGUAGAGAGGAAGCAAAUGCCCUCUUUGCUCCCAUGGCGUCCCUGACGGCCGCAUUUGCGAUGAGAACAUCUUCCCAAAACCCCUUAAUCCAGUCCGAUUGGUACUACAACAUGACUGAGGGUGGAAAGCUUUGGAAUUCUUCUGUAAAUGAGUUGAACAGACAUAUAAUGGGAAUGAUAAACAAGGCGAAAAAGGCAUUGGAGUUGGGUGAAACUAGGCUGCACAAAGGAAAACGAGCAUUCCUGGACCAAAUGGUUUACGAACAAGCUGAGCGAGGGGAGAUAACUGAUGAGGCAAUGAUUGGAGAGUGCAACACAAUACUACUUGCUGGUCAUGCCACCACUACUGGAACCAUAGCUUUCUGUGUAUACUAUCUUUGUAGGCAUCAAGAUAUCCAGGAACGUCUUUACAAGGAAAUCGCUGACCACCUGGAUGGUAAGGACAUUGAUGAUAUUGAUCAUGGAAGUUUACCGUACCUAGGAAUGGUUGUUAAGGAAACCUUGAGGCUACAGCCCCCAGGUUCUAUUAUCGGACGCAGGCUAACUGAACCAAUGGAUGCUGAUGGUCACAUGCUUCCCGCUGGAACCAACCUUGACGUAUCCAUUUGGUGGCUUCACCGAGAUCCUGAGCAUUGGGACAACGCCGAGGAGUUUGACCCAGAAAGAUUCUCAGAGGAAAACUCCCGAGGCAGAAACCCCUACGCAUUUGUUCCUUUUUCUGCAGGACCUCGCAAUUGUAUAGGUCAAAGAUUUGCCAAUGUUGAAACACGUUUGUUCAUUGCAGCUUUGGUUUAUAACUUCAAAAUGAAUUCAGAGCAAGAGCUCGGCAAAGGAUUAUUUAGGAAUCUCCAUAAUGUAUCUGCUGUUCCUGGUCCGGACUUCAAAGUUGACUUCGCUCCCAGGGUUUAAGAUUCAAGAUAAGAGAUUAUAAAAUAUGAAAAAUACAUUAUAGAAUGUUAAAAGAGUAUUAAAUCAAAAGUAAUUUUAAUGUAGUUGCACUAAUUAUGUACAGCGAUUAUCUACCAUAGAAUUCUAAGAACAUGAUUGGUGAUGUGCUUUGAAUGAAUCGCAUGCAUACUGAAUAGUUCUGAAUAUACUAUCUUCUCAUCAUGCUCUGGAGUCUGGCCUCUGGCUAACAAUCGCCAUUUAAACAUCUUAUCAGCACAAAGAAUGAUUUAACUUUAAGAGGAGGGCUUAAGAGUGUUCUUCGCUUAUCUUUGUUUAGGAUGUAUAACUUUAGGAGCGAAUUUUGAGAGUUCUGCUGUUUUCUAUUACUCAUUAGCCUCGAAGUCUCCACGAGUCCCUUAGUCCCAGUUGGUCUUUUGGUCAUGUUUCCAAUAUAUACAGGUGCUGUUAUGGACCUUGAAUAAAUCGACCCUCCCUUAUUUUAAUGUACAGUCAAGAAUCAGUGUAAGUUAAUUUAAAUCAUGAUUUUAUUUUAAAGGAUUACUUCUACAAUGUUCAGUUAUAGCAUCUUACAUCUAUAUAAUAAAUGUCAGUAUUAUUUAUAUUUGGUAUCAGUGUUUAAUGUUUAUGUUAGUGUUUAUUAUUUUUAUCAUUUUAAGCAUGUACAGUUUAGAUUACAUUACAGUGCACGUGUUUGGAUAUUUUGCAGUACGAAAAAUAAAAAUCGACAAAAUAUUUAGAUGAGCUUGACUCUCUAUACAAAUAUUUAGCGUUCAUAGAAAUUGUAAGUCUGACGAACAAUUAACAGAAAAGUAUUUCGUCUGAUUUUGAAAUGUAUGUCAUUUAAAAACAUCAGUGAAUUUUUCUUAGCAGCAGAAUAAUUAGAGUGUGCUAUGUUUGUAAUUAUCUUUUAGAUUUGAUUUUUAACUUCCAUUGUCAAGCUGUAUGUCAUUGAAAAUGGAAUUAUCAGAAAUUUGUCAGAAACGUCAUUAAAACGUGUUAGAAAUUUAAAAUGUGUAUUUUUUUAUUAGAUUUUUAGUUUGCAUUU
This is a messenger RNA of Bolinopsis microptera, 2706 nucleotides long. RefSeq names its product probable cytochrome P450 4ac3. Gene Ontology annotation, molecular function: iron ion binding; monooxygenase activity; heme binding. The record is from RefSeq and is a predicted model, not a curated record. The coding region runs from base 186 to 1661 and encodes 491 amino acids. The transcript has 4 exons. NCBI's taxonomy places the organism in Eukaryota, Metazoa, Ctenophora, Tentaculata, Lobata, Bolinopsidae.